Molecule: messenger RNA, 2982 nt
Organism: Tuber aestivum (summer truffle)
Lineage: Eukaryota; Fungi; Ascomycota; Pezizomycetes; Pezizales; Tuberaceae
Source: the annotation of a GenBank genome assembly
CAGCCGAGCCGCACUCCGGAUUCAAUCAUCCCCAUUAUCAGAAUAAUAAAAACUCCGCCAAAAGGCAUAUAUGGCUUGACGGCACGACAUGGGGAUCGUUACCGAUAUGAAUUGGUUUCUGCAAACAAAGAUCCCGCAGCGGAUCGCCAAACCGCAGCGACUCGGGUCUCGUUGCGGGGCUGCUCCCGGAGGGCGCGGACAGGUGAAGUGGGCAGCCGCGGGGACCGUAUCGAAUGACCCGCGGGUGCAUGGGCUGGGGAGAUCGCUACUGGGUGAAUUUUCCACUGUUCGGAGAAGCCGCGAAACCCAGGGGUCUGUGUUGCGCGUCGACAAGGCUGGGGGAGGACCUGGAAGAUUUGCAUUUGAGGAUCCUCGAGAACGACAGCUGGGCAGGACUUUGUCGGAUGAGUUUGCGGUUAUCCGGGAAAAAUACCGUAAGCUCCAUUACACCCACCCUGUUUGCUGUCGCAGAGCUAACAGAGCCAUCAUACGCAGGGACCCCUCAAAAUCCAAUUGUUCUGGUCUGCGCCGAGGGUUCCGCACGAGAUUAUGGGGUGAUGAGGUGCUGAUUCUUGCUAGUGCCACGGGCUUCUAGGCUUCGACGAGCUAAGGCUCGCAGGGAAUUAUCUCCCUGGGAUACACUACUGGAGGGGAAUAACUGAGGCUUUCCGUGCUAAUGAUAUCGGAGUCAUUCUGACCAGUGGUCUGGUACCUCCGACCCAGAUUGUCUGGGUGCUUGCUGAUGAUUGUGGUUUCUCAAGUGCCGGCAUCCGGAUCCAUAGAAGUCAGAGCUCAAGCACUUGCGGAAUGUAUUCGGUUGAAAGCGAAGGGUAGGGAUGUUAACAUGAUAGGGUAAAGCCUCCUGUCCUCCGGGGAGAAGCAAGCUGAUAGAAGUCGUGAGUUAGCCAUAGCAUGGUAGGUUUUUGAAUAUCUUUUGUUUCCUUUCCAUGGCAAUUGGUCGAAUGCGCGGCAAGAUUCUGAAAUAGCUGGAUAGGGGUAGAUAUUCCGACCAUCGAAGGGUGAGAUGUUAUUAGUGAUGCUUACUGUUUAUCAGGGGAAUAGAUGCAAGAUAUAUGAUAAGCAAGCUUAGGCCUUUAGAUUUCAAGGUUAGUGAGCUUUUAUGUAUGAAUAUUCGGUGGGUUAACUCCUUAUCCUUACCAGGUGGUGUCCUUGACUACUGUUGCGACACCUCACAGAGGCUCAGCCUUCGCGGAUUAUUGCCUCGAAUCCAUAGGGAGUAAGUCAAGCUGUUUCUAUAUGUGCCAGAACUAAUCCUCGAGAAGAGAAGAGAACCCCCAGAGUAUACAAAGCCCUGGAAACCAUAGGAAUGCAAGCUGGGGCCUUCUCUCAGUUAACCACGGAAUACAUGGUGAGUGAGUUUAACAAGAAGGUGCUUAACGAUGAAUCCGUCAGGUAUGGUGAUUGAUAUUACCAGAGUCUUUGCAAAUUUGGGACCUCCGUGCCCUCAGGAUAUGGGCUGAGUGACUACGUAGAUACUUCUCAUAUGGUGCCAUGACUCAGCCUUCACUUUUAUCAAUGUUCCGAGCACCCCAUCGAAUCAUAUUGGAGAACGAAGGGCCAAACGACGGUUGGGAGAUAUCCCUCUCCCCCAUGUUGGUUUCAGGUUCCUCUCUGAUCAUUUAACAGGGCUCGUGUCUGUAUCGUCUGCUCAGUGGGGCGUUUACAAAGGCACCCUGGUGGGUCCAAGUCAUCUUGACCUGAUUAACUGGACGAACAGACUAAAGUGGAUAAUACUCGAAGCAGUGGGAAAGAGGAAUCAGUAAGUAUAACCGCCCCAGCUAAUUCUAGCAACAUUCCUAAGUGUAGCAGGUUUAAUGCCAUCGCGUUCUAUCUUGACAUUGCGGGUGCGUACCGAACCAACCCUCAAGCAGAAGGCCUUACCCUAUUUUAUACUGGCAAUGCCAAGAGAGCCUUUAUCGGGUGUAUGAAACCGUGAUUCAGGGGAGGGUGCUGACUGGAUAUAUAUGUAGACAUGUUGGCUGGAGAGGGCCUGUAGCGGAGGAAUCUCUUGAAGUCAAGACCCAUCAAGCUACUCGAUCGGCCUGGGGAGCCUUGCCGGAGAGGGGUAGAAGCGCAGAUAUUAGGAAUAAAAGAUCCUGGACAAGCUGGAGGUUUACGUGUUCACUCGAUUGAGCUGGCCAAGGGACAAAACGCGUAAGUGGGUGGCUGUGUUUUGUGGGGUUUCGGAGGAUGUGGAUUCCGCAGCGAACGGUUGCUCGGCAAUAGUUGAGGGUGCCAUACGAAUGGGGGAAAGGGCGCUUGGAUAGCAAGGGCGGGAGAGGGGGGGAGUGGGAUGCUAGUAACAAGAGAGCUCUCCUGUGAGGGCUGGUGGGCUUAUGCGAGUACGAUACGGUUGACGACAAAAUUCUCACGAUACCGGUUCGUGGUCUGUCGCGGGUGCCGUUAAAGCAUAAUUGUACCAUGAUUAACCAUAGACCUUAUCCCAGGGAUAGAGAGAGAUCACUUUGCUCUACCGUAUUAUGCCUUCCUUUACAUCCCCGUCAGAGGACCUGAAUCCCACAGGUGCAGAUGGGAGCUCAGGCGGAGUCUCUCGACUUGUUCCGGGGCGCAGAGUGCAAGGUUUCGGUUUGGUCUACGGUAGCGGUACCGGUGCUGGUAGGCUACCGACCGAGCCAAAAACUAUUCUUAACCCGGACGGAAACGUUUUUGGUAGGGGAUUUGCGGGGCGAUGCAUAAUUACUGGGAAUGGGAGUUGCCAAGAACACAGCACUGGUACCCAAUAUGGGCAUUAGUUAAGGAUUUAAGCUUUUCCUAAUGGCCCGUGCACCGGCUUCCGUUCCCUUCUGAACUCUCUGCCUUCCUUUGAUGGCUUGUUGGACAUGUGCUGGAGUUGGGGUGAGGUCGGGUUAACUUGGACAUGAAUUUACUGUGCUUGUUCACUUUGGCUCCACGGCUUUUGCCAGAGCAGAGGAGAGGGGAGGUACAGUACAAUGGUUACGG